Microcebus murinus (gray mouse lemur) is the source of this 3446-nucleotide messenger RNA. It is a transcript of the gene MLXIPL, whose product is annotated as MLX interacting protein like. Gene Ontology annotation, biological process: regulation of transcription by RNA polymerase II. Gene Ontology annotation, cellular component: nucleus. The record is from RefSeq and is a predicted model, not a curated record. NCBI's taxonomy places the organism in Eukaryota, Metazoa, Chordata, Mammalia, Primates, Cheirogaleidae. Gene Ontology annotation, molecular function: DNA-binding transcription factor activity, RNA polymerase II-specific; RNA polymerase II cis-regulatory region sequence-specific DNA binding; protein dimerization activity.
CUAUGUUAAUAAGGCUGAGCGCCCGCGAGCUGCCCCGGCCUCGCGGCGGAGCCCAGGCUAGGCGGCGGCGGCGGCGAUAGCCAUGGCUGGGGCUCUGGCAGGGCUGGCCGCGGGCUUGCAGGUCCCGCGGGUCGUCCCCAGCCCGGACUCGGACUCGGACACAGACUCGGAGGACCCGAGUCUCCGGCGCAGCACAAGCGGGCUGCUCCGCUCGCAGGUCAUCCACAGCGGUCACUUCAUGGUGUCCUCGCCGCACAGCGACUCCCUGACCCGGCGGCGCGACCAGGAGGGGCCCGUAGGGCACUCCGACUUCGGGCCGCGCAGCAUCGACCCCACACUCACUCGCCUCUUCGAGUGCUUGAGCCUGGCCUACAGUGGCAAGCUGGUCUCACCCAAGUGGAAGAAUUUCAAAGGCCUCAAGCUGCUCUGCAGAGACAAGAUCCGCCUCAACAACGCCAUCUGGAGGGCCUGGUAUAUCCAGUAUGUGGAGCGGAGGAAGAGCCCCGUGUGUGGCUUCGUGACCCCCCUGCAGGGGCCGGAGGCUGACGUGCACAGGAAACCGGAGGCCGUCGUCCUGGAGGGGAACUACUGGAAGCGGCGCAUCGAGGUGGUGAUGCGCGAGUACCACAAGUGGCGCAUCUACUACAAGAAGCGGCUCCGUAAGUCCAGCAGGGAAGGGGAUCUCCUGGCCCCUAAGCAGCCGGAAGGCAGGUGGCCACCGCCGGAGAGAUGGUGCGAGCAGCUCUUCUCCAGCGUGGUGCCGGUGCUGCUUGGGGGCCCAGAGGAGGAGCCCGGCGGGCGGCAGCUCCUGGACCUCGACUGCUUUCUGUCGGACAUCUCCGACACGCUCUUCACCAUGACUCAGCCCAGCCCCUCACCCCUGCAGCUGCCCCCCGAGGACGCCUAUGUCGGCAAUGCUGACAUGAUCCAGCCGGACCUGACGCCUCUGCAGCCCAGCCUGGAUGACUGCAUGGAGAUCUCAGAUUUCUUCACCAACUACCGUCCCCCACCGACGCCCACGCCUUCAAACUUCCCGGAGCCCCCCAGCUUUAGCCCCAUGGCUGAUUCCCUCUUCAGCAGUGGGAUCCUGAGCCCAGAGGUGUCCCCGGCCUCCUCGGGCAUGACCCACCUCUCAGGACAUGGCCGCCUGCAGGUUCGGAACAGCAGCCCUGGCCCCUUGGACUCCAGUGCCUUCCUGAGCUCUGAUUUCCUCCUUCCUGAAGACCCCAAGCCCAAGCUCCCACCCCCUCUGGCACCCCCACCUCUCCUCCAAUAUCCUCCCCCUGCCAAGGUGCCUGGCCUGGAGCCUUGCCCUCCAUCCCCCUUCCCUCCCAUGGCUCCACCUCCCGCCGUGCUGCAGGAAGAGCCUCUCUUCUCUCCCAGGUUUCCCUUCCCCACUGUCCCUCCUGGCCCAGGAGUGUCCCCACUGCCUGUUCCUGCAGCCUUCCCACCCACCCCACAGCCCAUCCCAGGCCCUGCCGCCACCCCCUUCCCCAUAAACCUUCUGGCCUCAAGCUGUCCAGAGCCCGCUUUUGGGCCUUGCUUCUCCAUGCCUCAGAGCACGUGGCCCAGAGGCAAGCCCCCGGCCCCAUCCCCUAGGGGACGGAAAGCCAGCCCCCCUACCUUGGCCCCUGCCACGGCCAGCCCCACAGCCACUGCCGGGGGCAACAACCCCUGCCUCACACAGCUGCUCACAGCAGCCAAGCCCGAGCAAGCCCUGGAACCACCGCUCGUGUCCAGCGCCCUCCUCCGGCCCCCAGCAUCCCCGCAGGAGACAGUCCCCGAAUUCCCCUGCACCUUCUUUCCCCCAACCCCGGCCCCUACACCACCCCGGCCACCUCCGGGACCAGCCACACUGGCCCCAUCCAGGCCUCUGAUUGUCCCCAAGGCAGAGCGGCUCUCACCCCCAGCACCCAGCGGUAAAGAGGGGCUGCAGGGACUGGGGGAGUCCAGGGGAUGCAGGGAAAAGCAGGAAGAAAGGGGCACUGCAUCUGGGGCCAGGAUGAGAGGAACAGGGCAAUGGGACCCUCUCCCCUGUGUCGGUCUGUCUGUGGGUCUGUCUGUCCCGGCCACAGGCAGCGAGCGGCGGCUGUCAGGGGAGCUCAACUCCACACCAAGUCCAGGGGCUCUGAGUGUCCGCGUCUCACCGCCUCAACCCAUCCUAAGCCGGGGCCGUGCAGACAACAACAAGACCGAGAACCGGCGCAUCACACACAUCUCCGCAGAGCAGAAGCGGCGCUUCAAUAUCAAGCUGGGGUUUGACACCCUUCACGGGCUUGUGAGCACACUCAGCGCCCAGCCCAGCCUCAAGGUGAGCAAAGCCACCACGCUGCAGAAGACAGCCGAGUACAUUGUCAUGCUGCAGCAGGAGCGGGCGGCCAUGCAGGAGGAGGCCCAGCAGCUGCGGGACGAGAUCGAGGAGCUCAACGCUGCCAUUAACCUGUGCCAGCAGCAGCUGCCUGCUACCGGGGUGCCCAUCACACACCAGCGUUUCGACCAGAUGCGAGACAUGUUUGAUGACUAUGUCCGAACCCGGACGCUGCACAACUGGAAGUUCUGGGUGUUUAGCGUCCUCAUCCGGCCUCUGUUCGAGUCCUUCAAUGGCAUGGUGUCCACAGCAAGCCUGCAGAGCCUCCGCCAGACCUCACUGGCCUGGCUGGACCAGUACUGCUCCCUGCCUGCUCUCCGGCCAACUGUCCUGAACUCCCUCCGCCAGCUGAGCACAUCUACCAGCAUCCUGACCGAACCGGGCCGUGUCCCUGAGCAAGCCACACGGGCAGUCACGGAGGGCACCCUGGGCAAACCUCUGUAGUCCUGGCCAGAGCCUGCUGCUCACUCAGCUGCCUUGGGGCUGCCUGCCCUGGGCAUGAGCUCCAGGGAUAACUUCUGGGCACUCCUCUCCCAACCUGGGCCUGGCAGUCCCCUUCCUGAGGGUCGCAGGGUCCACGUCUCAUGCUUCCCACCUCCUGGAGGCUGAGAAAAGCUGAGUCCCCAUCCCUGCUCUACCACUGUGUCCCUGGGUGACUCAUAUCCACUCUUUGGACCUCUGUUUUCCAAUCUGCAAAAUGGGGAUGGGCAAGGUUCAACCAGCAGAUGACCCGAGGCUGUAGCAACUGUGACACUGGGGGCCUAAGCUGGCAACUCAUACAACUCGAAGGAGGGAAGAGGAUCAGUUUCCCUGUCACCCCUUCCUGCUCCCCGACAGAUGGACACAGGCCUUUGUUCUUGAGCAAAGAAGCAGAAAAGGAGGUUCCCUCUCUCAGCUCCUUCACUGGUGACUCAGAGGGGCUAUAGGAUGGCUUCCCCUGGGUGAGGCCAGGAAGGUCUGAUCAUGGGAGAGACCAGGGCAGGGGUGGCCAGAGCAGGACAGGCAUCUUGUGUGUGUGUGGACAUGUGUGUGUGUGGAUUUUGUAAAGGAUUCUUGACAAAUAAAAGCCAAAACUGUC